AUGGAGGCGUCGUCGUUGGCGCUCGUGGCCGCGGUGCUCCUCCUCUCCUCCACGCUUGCUGCGUCAGAUUUCUGCGUGUGCCGUUCGGACCAGCCGACGGCGGUGCUGCAGAAGGCGAUCGACUUCGCGUGCGGUCCGCAGGGCGGCGCCGACUGCACGGCCAUCCUGCAGGGCGGCGGGUGCUACAACCCCAACACCGUCGCGGCGCACUGCUCCUGGGCCGCCAACAGCUACUACCAGAACAACAAGGCCAGGGGCGCCACCUGCGACUUCGGCGGCGCAGCCACCGUCUCCACCACCGACCCCAGUUUCUCCGGCUGCACUUUCGCUUCAAGUGCCACCAGCGCUGGCGCUGGGACCGGGACGGCGGGCAACACGACCGCGGGCGGCGCGACGACGGGCACGGGCACGGGCACCUUCAGCCCCGGCGUGGGCACCGGCGGCUUCAACGGCACCGGGAUGGGCGGCGGCACCCUGGGACCCACGGGCACCCUGGACGCCGCCGCGCCCGGCCUGCUCCCCGGCGCCGCCUCCCUCGCUGCCGCCACUGUCCUCUCCUUGCUAGCCCUGCAGCUGCACCAUUAA
This is a messenger RNA of Miscanthus lutarioriparius, 585 nucleotides long. Lineage: Eukaryota; Viridiplantae; Streptophyta; Magnoliopsida; Poales; Poaceae. The record is from the annotation of a GenBank genome assembly.